GUGUGUGUGUGUGUGUGUGUGUCAUACGUUAUUUUGAAACUAAUAAUUUGUAUUUAUUUAUAAAAAGUAUGGUGUCAAAGUUUAGAUUCAUCGGUUGUUUACAUAAUUUAUAAUGAACUGCUGUGAUUUCAUGAUGCACUUUAGAACUUUAAACUUUUACGUAUGGAUAAACUUCGUGCGUAUGGAUAUUAUGUUAUACAGCGGAGAGCAAAACUGAACGUACAAAACUGAACGUGCACGUGGUUUUAACCCAAUUUUAACACAAUCGUACUCGCAAAUACACACUGAAUAUAUACGCGUGAGAUACAAAUCUAAUUGUACAACUUCCUCCAGCUUUUCAUUCAAAAUUGAAUAAAUCGGCCAAGGAAAAUCCUAUCUUAAGUUUUAUGGUGCCGUUAUAAAAGAAAGAUUUCAAUCUUGAAAAAAACAAUAGAUAAUAAAUUUUGUUGGAAAUAUUUCUUUGUCAAAUCACAUUGGAAAAUCGUGAUAUAGCACAUAUCUUGCACAAUCUUAUAUCCUAGUUCCAAGAGUCAACAAGUUUCAAGAUUUAAAAAAAGUUUAAAGACAGAUUUACGAUAAUUACAAAGAGUGUUUAUAUAUUUAAGUAAAUUCUUUUUUUUUAUUUUUAAAUAAAUUCUUAUUUAUAAAUAAAUUCUACAUUUAUAAAUAAAUACUUAUUUUUAAAUAAAUUCUACAUUUAAUUUUCAAGGCAUCAAACUUUUAUCGUCUACGGUACAGCUAAAUAUAAUUAAUAAUACUUGAAAGCAUUAAUAUAUAAAUGUUCUAAUACAUAAAUAUUAUGCCGCAUAAUAAUGAAUCUAAUAAACAUCUAUUGCCACUAGACUCGAGAUUAAAUAUUUCAAAGAUCAGAUUGAAAAACUUCAAAUCGUUUCUAACGCCACUAACUACGACGUCUUCCUAAAUAAACGAAUGUAUUUGUUUCAUCGAACGAGCAUGCGUCCAUCAUGUCAAGAUGUUCCACUACAUGAAGUGACACCGUGGCUAAACGUCGAUUUUAUUUAUGUGUGCACGUGACAUACGCGAUACUUAUGUAUUCUGCGAAGUAUGACACGCAAAAGUAAUACAUGUAUAACAGGAACCUAUUACCAUUUAACGACACGUUCGAAAGAAAAUGUGUUGCAUUACAUUUGCGUAUAUCGAUUCGUAUAUUCUAUUUUUAUGUGUAGAAUGCACCACAUGUAUUCCUCGAAGAAAGGAGAUCCUCUCUGUCCCCUUGGUUUCCAUCCGCAAGUGCGAUGGCCGACCCGUUGCAAAAGAUGCUUCAGAUCCGCCGAAAAUGGGAAGCGUGGCUGGUCCUCGGCAACAAACUUGGCAAAGGAUGAUUUUAGAGGAAGUUCCGAGUCAUCGUACGCGGCGACUGGUUGGACUUCACUCAUGGAUCUCUCCGCUAUCGAUAACGAAGACGAGAGAUUGGAAGACCGAGAUGGAACAAUUAAGGGCACAAAUAAGAGAAUUACAAGCACGAUGCGAGAGAGUGGAAAAGGAGAAGAGCGAGAUCUUGAUGAGGCGACUGUCAACCAUGGAAACCAUAUCGAGCAAGGCUUCGCCGAAUGAAAUACAAAAACUACAGAAGAAAAAUGAAGCUCUCGCGCAAGAAAAGAAUAGUUUAUUGACCAAAAUCAGAGAGUUGGAGAAAGAAGUGAACUCGAAAACGUUCAGAGGAGAACGAGAUCGAGAAAAGGACGAGCUACGCUCGAAAUUGAAAGCAGCGGAGAACUUGUGCGAGAACUUGAUGGACGAGAACGAAGACAUGAAGAAGGAAAUCCGACAACUGGAAGAGGAGAUAUACGAACUGCAGGAUACUUUUAGGACGUCGAUCUGGAUGGAUGAUCCCGACUCAAGGACAUAUAUAUAUGUCGUUUGCCGAAAGCUGGAUCGAAUGAUGGACAUUUCAUUGCUUGGUAAAGCAAAGUGCCAUUGUCCAGAAUUUAUUUAUUUCCUCCUGCUAUUUGCGAUCGAGGAAGACUCUUUCAAACGAGCAAACGCGAGUCGCAAGCAUUCAGUUCUAAAUCACAUAAAAAUAUAAAGUGAAAUGGCGUAUUUAAUCAUUUAGAGAGCAGUAUGUGGAAUGUUAUACUGUCGUCGAACCCUUUCGAUCCUUAUCGAUACUUAUCGCGUGAACGCUUCCUCCUGCUUUCGCCCGUUCUGAAUGGCAUUUCGGCUUCCGUUUGAUUAAAUGUGUACGUGACCAAUUAACUCAGGGACGAGCAAGCGGACGAGCACGUUCGUUUGCGAAAAAGUUUGGAACAGUCGAAUAAGAAUUGUCGAAUCUUGUCGUUUAAGCUGAGGAAAGUCGAGCGAAAGGUGGAGGAGCUAGAAACUGAGAAGAUCAAUUUGGAGAAAAAAUACGACGAGGUGAAGAAAGUCGAGGAAACGUUGCAAAAGAUCAAAGGGGAGUUUCAAAACAGGCCUCUGAAAAAGGCAACUGAAUUUACGACUAAAGUACAGUUGAAAAAGAUGGUGGAGGAAAUGGAAAAAGAAAUAGGAGACAUGAUGAUUGUCUUCACGAAUAUUUCCGACGGGAAAGAGAUAAACAUUCAGGAUAUAAAACUCAAGGAUAACCACGCGAAAUACGACAAACUUUCAAAGGAGCACGAAUUACUUAAGGAGAAGCUCGACUCUGUUAUGAAAGAAUUAUCGGACGAGAAAGAGAAAAAGAAAUCCAAUGUUAAAAUAGAAGAAAAAAGUACAGACUUGCAAAACAUGAAGAAGAAACUGGAAGAGGUAGUGACAUUGAGAGAAAACGAAAGGAAAACAUGGGAUCAGGAGAAAACAGCACUGCUCGAGGAAAAAGACAAAUUAAAAUCAAAGCUCCUCUCUCUAUCCGCGGAGAAACUUAAAGUGUAUAAUGAGACCGUACAACUAAAGAAGGAUCUGGAAACAGCAAAAACGUUUGAAAACGAUAGUGUAAAUUUAGAGAAAACGAUAAGCGAUUUGAAGAAAGAAUUGCUUCAGGAACAAGAUAAGUCCAAGAAGCAGCAAGAUGACUUGUCAGCGUAUACGGAACGAGAAUCGAAAAUGAAACAAUCAAUGACAUCGGUUGAACAAAUAAAGACCAAGCUCGACAGUGAAUUAAAACGCCUGAAGAAGGAGUUGGAGAAUACAAAAACUUCUAAUUCCACGAAAAUAAAUGACCUGACUGUAGAGGUCGCGGAAUUAAAGAAAGAAAGGGAAAAAUUACUGUCGCAGAUCGAUCAGGAAAAAGAAUCGAAGGAGAGUGAGCUUGCAACCCUAAGAAAGAAGAUCAAUACGUUGGAGAAAACAGGAAUGAAUACGAAACGCAUGAAUGAAAUGAGACACACGUACAAUGAAAAGAUUUUAAUGUCUUACAUUUCAGAUUUGGAAAACGAGCUCAAGAAAGGGCAAAUGGAGUACGACAAUUUAAACGAGAAGUUCAAGGAAUUGACAAAUUUAAAAAAGCAAUAUGAAUCGGAUAACGAAACGCUCAAUAGUAAAUUGCGAGAACAAAGUACAGAACUGAUGGGUAUUCGCAAAGAAUUGGAGUCAAUGCGACAGUCAAUGAAAGUAAAAGAAAGCGAAUGGCGAUCGGAAAAAUCAGCUCUGGAAAAUCGUCUGCGGGAAAGCGAAAUGCCAAACAAAAUUUUGAUAACAGAUUUGAACAAUGACAUAAACAAUUUGAAAAAAGAAAACAAUACGUUAGUAACCCGAUUAGAAGAUUUAAGAAAAGCGAACGACGACCUUUCUGACAAACUGAAAGAUUACGAAGCAGUGUCAAAGAUUCAUCAAGUUCUAACGCCAGACACCACGACUCUGGAGUCAGAGAUACGAAAAUUGAAGAACGCCCUUGAGAACAUGGAGAAAGCGAAGAAAGCUGAUUUAGCUCAGUGCAAAAUGCGUUACGAGCAUAGAAUUGCUGCUAUCAACGAUGAAAUUCAAGCCAUUCAAAAUCAAUUAUCCAGGUACAAACGCGAGCGCGACACGUACAAACAUAUGUUAGAAGGUGCUCAGAAAACGAUCGCAGAGUUAAAGUCUGCUAAAGGUAGACAGUCGAAUGCAUCUUCUGGGAAGUCUGACGAGGAAGAGGAAGUGUCUGGUGCGAGUAAAUUGGUUCUGGAAAGGCAGAUCAACAGCUUGGAAGACGAGCUUUCCGAAACGAGAUUAGAGACAUCUAGAUUGAAAGCCGAGUUGGUGUCUGAAAAGUCGGCGAGUCACGUUAAAGUAUCUGAACUGCAAUCGCGAAUCAACGAGCUCGAAGAAGAGAAAGUGCUCACUAGCGGCAGAACAAAAAUCCCAGGACUGAAAGUUCGUAUGGAGUUAGCGUGGCAAAAAGAGAGGGAAGAGCAUCAGAGGCUAUUGCAGGAGACUGCUACGCUGGCGAGGGAUUUGCGACAAACUUUAUUCGAACUCGAAAGGGAACGUUCCAAGGAACGGCUAGAAAAUAAGAGACGACAAGACCAAUUGAAAAAAGUGUACGACGAAGAGAAGGAAGAGAGCAAGAAAAAAUUGUUGGAGUUACAAUGCGAUUUGCUUGAAUUAAGGGACGCUCAUGCGAAAUUAAGGACUAGCAACGAGAAAAUGAGACGCGAAAAGGAACGUCACGAAAAGGAGAGGGAAGAGCUCAAAGAUGUAAUUUUAAAGAAAUACAAACAAGAGCAGAUUGAAUUGCGAAAUCUUAAUGUACUGAUGCAACAAGUUAAUGAUUUAAUGAAACUAUUCCCCGAGUUGAACGGCAUAGCACAAAAUGGCACUGCGAAUACUUACACGCCGACUCCACCGAGACGAUUAAAAGUUCGAAUUCUCAACUUGGUGAGAGGACAGAAAAAUUAGAAUAUACCGUUAAAAAAUUAAUGGACGUGGCGAAAGAACUGAAAGAAUCGAAGAAAGCAGCGGACGAAAUAAACACAACGCGAUUGAAGAAAAUCGGCAAGAGAUCAACAUCCGUGGAGAGCGACCCGGGUAAAGGUAUAACAACAUCUCGUUCGAAACCACGUUUAAAAAGAAAAAGUCUAUCUUUGGAACAGACAUCAGCACGAAAUGAAGAAUCACGCAUUUGGGGCACUGAUAGCAACAUGUCCAGUUUGCAAUCAUUAGAAAGUUCGGAUGCUGAAGGACGAGCUCUAAGUUUGCAGAGAGAUUCCAGUGUUGACAGUCGCCUCUCUACUGGUUCUACUAAGAGUGAGAUGUUGGAGCGAGAAAAGAAGCACAGUAAAAGUAUAAUAAAAAAGAUAACGACCAAAUUGACUAAAUCAGCUAGCAUGGAUGACCCAAAUAUUUCCAUGGACCUUUCUCUUCAGCGUAGAGAAGAAAAUAAAUUCCACGAGUCAAAGUAGGCCAGCAUCGAGAAACUCCACAACGUCGAAUAAAUGAUUCAAUCACAAAUUCUGCACUAUCGUUGAAUUGUACAACGAUAAAAAAAUUCUAAGCCUCGAAUAGUAUAAAAACAAAAACAUAUACAAAAGGAUACAUAUAUUCCUGUAUAUAUCGAACUAUCUCAAUAUUGGAUUUGCACAAGCAUUUUCAAAUAUUUCAUUGAACAUAUACAAGGCACCGUACGAUGAUGCAAAUAAAAUGGAACGUAUAAUAAAUACUUCUUCAUUUAAUUUUCUUGUUACUCCAAUUUCUUACAUUGCGAAGCACGCUUUUCUUUUUUCGAUUUCCGCUUAUGUUUCGAACUUUUAUGUUCUUUGUGUUUGUGCUUCUUCUUCUCCUUUUUUGACUUCUUUACUUUCUCCCGUUCCACCCAUACACCACACAUUUCGGAGUCCACUUUGGGUCUUGGUACUACGACACUUUUAAAUACAGACUUUAAUGUUUGAGAACUAGAUGGUUCUGCGGUUUUACUUUCAGUUUUUAACAAUCUCGAAGGAAGAACAGGCCCGUACAUAUUCAAUAACAAUUGAGUCUCCGAAGGAUUUGAAUUAGAAUUAUCUUGUUGAGGUUCAGUUUCUAAUUCAGAAUUUACUGUGUUCACAUCUUUCUCUUUGCUCGUUGUCUCAUUCAAUUGUACGUUACUUUUCGUAUUGUUAACUAAACUAUCUAGAUCCACCUUUGCAAAAAUUCCCCGUGGUGGAGAGGUGUUUCUAUUUACAUUUAUCUCACUUGGGACUUUGCCGAUCAAAACCGAUUUUACGGCCUCGCUGUCUAAGCUUUCGUUUGACUCUGAAUCAGAUUCUUCGCUACUGCUUAAGAAAAUUGAUUUAAAAAGAUCUUUCUUCUCUUCUGAUUUACUUUUUGACGUAGAGGUUUUCAUCGUGGAACUGAUAUUAUUUUGACUUUUAUUCUGUUGAUCCAUAGUUUCUGUGUCUGUUGUUCCACUUGAGUCUGUCUUUAAGGAUGUUUCUGAAACUUCUUUUCCAAAAACUUUCUCGUAAGAGACUUCGAAAUUUCUCAUCUUCUCUGAUACAAGUUCGAUAGUUUCAUGAUUGUGGAAAAAUAUAUCAUCACUCGUCUCUUUAACAUUUGAAUCCGUAUUGUCAAUAACGUGUUUUACUGUAUUAUCAAACAUAUUUUUGUUUGUAUUUUCACUAAUACUUGAUAUACUAACAUCAUUUGUUUCCUUCGACGCCUGCAAAAAUUUCACGGAAUUAUUCCAAUCGAGAGAAUCGAAGAUCGAAAACUUUGCCGAUCUUUUUUGCAUCUCUGGUUGGGCACAACCAACCUUUGGUUCUGGAAUAUUGAAUCUUUUACAAACUAUGCUCACUGGCUUCCAUUCUACACGCUCUCGAGUUAACUUCCCAAACAUUUUCAUCUUUACAGCCUGUUUAAUUUCAUCUUCUUGACUAGAGUGCGCAGAAACUUCCGAUUUACUGGGAUCAGAAGCACUUGUAAAUUUAUUCGCAACAUAUUCAUUCGUCGGUUGUUCAAACAAUUUGAUUGCUUGUUCAAAUUCAAUUCGUUCAUGUUCUCUAUCCCAUUCUGUCAUAGACAAUGGCUGUAUACUUUCAAGUUUAUUUUUCUCUUCCUCUUUUAUGAAGACUAAAUAUUGCUCAAAUCGUCUUUGUUUAUCAGGAUCAGAAAAAUAUGGUUUCACAACGUUACUCUUCGCAGAAUUAUCUUGAUACAAUUUACUUUGUUUAUCAGAAGUCGCCGAAGAAUCCUUGAAUUCUUCUAAUUUUUUUAAAUUUCUAUCAGAAUCUUUACUGGGACCAACGGUGCCUCCUUUAACAAAAUUUUGUGCAGUCAGUUUGUCCAUCCAUGAUAUAGCUGCCUUGGCACGUUGAUUUUCUUCUUUCUGUCUUUCUUCCGUUUGUUGCUUCCCAUGUAAAUUUAACGUUUUCGAGAUGAUAUUAGAAGCCACAGAUGGUACCGAAUUCGGAUGCGUUUCAAAUGGUUUUUUUGUAUUGUAUGUAUUGUAUGUAUCUUCCAAAAUUUUUGCUCUAUCUGCAGCAGUAAGAUCUUUGCGUUUUCCAUUCUGCGUUCUACGAGGAACAUUUUCGAUUGGUGGAUAAAAUCUGCUUUUUCUAAUUGUAUGCACAGGUACGAAAUUUUUGGGCAAUUCCGGAGGUGGAAAGACUUUUUUCAAUUCUAAUUUAUUCUUUGCCAAUACGAAACCUUCUAAACACUUGUUUAAACUUCUCGAACUACCAUCCUCGGACCACCUUGUUUUGGUUUUUCGUUCAGGACCCAAGGAAAAAUCAUAACGCGACAUGUCUUCUCUCUCAUAUAUAUCUUCAUCAUCAGCUUCGAAUGCUCCAACACCAAAUGCUUGCCCAUGUAUCGAUAACUUUUUGUUUUUAUCCCGAAUACUAAAUGCCGGAGUUUCAAAUAAAUUUACAUGACCAGACAAUAUAGUUCUUCUGUCUAAACCACUAUAUCNNCUUUCUGCUUUUUCGUAAGUCUUGAUCCUACACCUUGACCUGGUCUCCAUCCCAUUUUUUUUAAUAACAUAAUACCAACUGUUUCUCUAUUAUAUCAAACAUUUACUAUUAUUGACACUGAUCUAAAGUUAAAAUUAUUCAAUUUCAAUUUUUAUAUAAAUACAUACUUCACAGGUUUCAAAAGAUCCUUUAAAACUGGAGUACCAGGAAUAGGAUUGUUGUUGUCACGAGUAAUUCUUUCACGUUUUGUACCUCUUUGACCAGAAUUUACGUAAUUUUCACUAGCCCGAAUACCAGUUGGUGCAAUUCCGAACUCACUUGUAUCUUCCUCAUCCAUAAAAUCUUCCGGACGCUGAGUAAUACUUCCUGCUUUACUACUUCUUGACGACUUAAAUUGUUGAGGUCUCCAGCCAUCUCUUGUACCAACAGUAUUAAAAUAUCCAGCAGAGAAACCACCUGUAAAUGCACCAUGAAAUCUUCGUCUACCUUGUGCAUCAUAUGCAUAUUGAUCUUCAAUUGUCAUUGGUUUCUUCCUUGGUACAUUAUCUUCAUCUAUUGGUUCAAGAGGAACUCCAAAAGUAACAUAAUUUUCAUCUUCGGAGUCGCUCAUUUUUUUAAAUAUUUAAUAGUCAGUGUUUAACAUUUAACGAUAGAAGAAAAAUUAUUCUUUGUUUAUACGUGUAAUCUACUUAACUAUCAAGAGCAACACAUUUGAGGUUAAAUAACACAUAACAAUAACAAAACUAUUUUUUCCUUUUAGUCUCAAUGAAUUUUAUGUCCUACUUUAGAAGAAUGCAUUUGAAACAAACUACAUUUGUAAUAAAAUAAAAUGUAUGUUGUUAAAUCAACCAAUAAUUGUUCUCUGUUCAACUCUGUUCAACGAGUCAAAUCAAGGGAAAUAAAUACUAUUGAUCACGUGGUAUUCUAGUUACUAGUCUACUUACUAACAAUCUAUAGUUUUUAAGAAUAAUUCGUAUCAUUGUUAAAAAACAUAAUAUAUUUAUUUAAUUUGAGUCAGAUACUUUUAAAAAAUAAAAAAUUAAAAAAACUUCACUUUCUGCAUCAUAAUUUCACGAUCACGAUUUUGAUUGUAUUUUGUCAAAAGAUUUAUUCACACGGUGUAAUUCACUUUUCCUAACUCGACUUGCGGAAUAGAUUAUAGUCAGCUUUUUUACACUAAAAACAAAUUAAUUCUGUUAAGUUCAAAGGUUUAAGUGAUACUCUAACCGAGAACUGCACGGACGGAUAGGAAUUUUUUCGGUGAAGUUAGUGGAGAAACAUAUCUUUUCCAGACGGUAGGGAAUAAUUUGGAGGAAAUUUGCGAAACUACACAAAAGCAACAGUCUCGGGUUAACUGCAUUUGUCUCGCGUUGACGCGAGAAUAAUAUCGGAGAACGAUUGUCAAACGGGAGUUCCUCGGCGAGAUUUCGAGGAGGGAAGUUUAUUAUCGUGAGAAGAGAAAAAGAGUUAAGAAAUAGAUGGCGUCUGAAAUAAUUUUCGAUAAGAUAACGGGAGCGAGCCCUUCCUUCGAUUUGGAGCCAGUUUGAAGUGUUGUACGGUAUUUGAAUAUGAUAAAUCAAACGUCAGAGGAGUUCGUCACGAUUGCACCAGCAUCUGUGGCGAGAACGCCGAAAGGAAAUUGGAGGCCGCGCAAGUUGAACGGCAGGACAUUUGAUUUUCUUUGGUGGCGCGAUUCACGACGUGAGAACGCAUCGAAGAAGCAAGGAUAUCAAAGGAAAAAAGAGGAUCUGACAGAAGUUAAAAUCGUCGAGAGUAAAGCGAGGAAUAAUCUCGCCACUAGAACGUCGUUCGACUUCUUCAAGAACAUCAAAAGACAUAUUCAGGUGAAGAAGUUGACGCACAAAUCCAAGCGAAAGACAAAGGAGGUUGAAGCGUCUGGCAUACAAAAUGAAACAAACUAUGAUCUGAUGAUUCAAAAGGAUGCAUCUACGAUUUCUGUGAGAGACAAUAACGUGUUCGAGUCAAAAUACAAAAAGACCGAUAAGAAUUGCGAUGAUCAGUAUAGCAGUGAAAUCUUGGCUCUGAAUGUAUCUCGGAGCAAAUAUAUUUCACAAAGUUUAAAUAGAACCAUAAGUAGCUGUAGUAACACCGAAGAGAAACUAGACACAAUUAACACACAAAUUAUUAAUAAGUUCAACACAGAUGUUAAUCAGGAAAAUGUUUCUAAUAUAUACCAGUCCUCAGAUAAUGAGUCAGGAUCUAGAUCAACAAUAGAAAAUAAUGUAAUAAAACAUCAAAUUGAAAGAACUAAUGAAAAUACAGAGAUUAAUAGAAGUAACGAUAAUAAAAUAAAAGCAAGUCUUACAGAGGAAUUGCUGAAAUUAAGUAACUAUGGAUGGUAUUGGGGACCAAUAUCAGGAAACGAAGCUGAUGCUAAACUUCUAUCUGAACCAGAUGGUGCAUUCUUAGUUAGGGACUCCUCAGACGAUAGAUAUGUCCUGACACUUAGCUUUAAAUCAUCUGGCAAACUACUUCAUGCUCGUAUGGAACAUACUGGCGGUUUAUUUUCUUUGUGCAACCAAAGUGAAAGCGAAGGGUUUAGUUCGGUGGCUGAUUUAAUUAACUAUUCAAUGAAUUUUAGCCAAUCAGGUGUCUUUUGUUACUCACGACCUAAGUAUCCUGGUCAUCCGUCUUUUCCAGUUAGAUUAACAAAGCCAGUAAGUAGGUUUACUCAAGUCCGAAGUUUACAAUAUCUUUGUCGUUUUGUCAUACGUCAAUAUACAAGAUUAGACAAUAUUCAUAAACUGCCUUUACCGAAAACUAUCAAAGGUUAUAUUGAAGAAGCGCAUUAUUAAUUAUUAAUUGGUCUUUGGAAAAAUUCAGUGCUUUACAUUGUAUAGCAAUAGCUUCUUUUGAAAAAAUUUUCGCGAGGCACGAUUAGAUACAAGUGUCUUUUAAUAAGAAUUAAAAUGCUCAUUGUUAAGAUUGUGAGAUAUCUUCAAUUUUAUAAAAAUUGAUACAAGUUGAAAGAUAUACUAUUUUCUCUUUUCUAUGAAAUACGUUAUAUCUUUCAACUGAUUUGAAGUUGACUUGUGAGUUACUUGGCUGUGUGGUGUGUAUCUUCGUUUCUCUUUGUAAAUACAUUCUUCAUAAUAAAAAUAAUCUCCUGCUCAAUUCAAUAGUAAGAACAGAAGUUGAUCUCUUGUUUAAUAUGAGAGAUGUAACAUAAUUUUAUAUGAAACAGAAAAUUAUAUUACAUUAAUCAUGAUAAUAUUGCAGGGUAAUUGUUAAAUCUAUAUUUCUAACAGUUUAUACAUUUAUAUGCAUAAAAUAAAUAACAUUUAUUAAAUUUGACCUCAAAUGUACAGAUUUUGUUAAAAUAUAAUACUAAAAUAAAUUAGCCAUUUGUUAAUUGGUCUUAAUGUUAUUCUUUCUUAAAUAUUAUUAUUAUUACUUGAAUACUAUUGUAUAAACUAUUUACGCUUUCAUUUGUAACAAAUAAAUUCACAAAAAAAUGUUUCAUACUUCCCUCUAUUUAGUGAUCUACACAUUGAUUUUUAUUUUUUUCCUAUCUAUUCCAAUUCAGUCCAAGUAUAUUGCGUGCCUAUUGGAAAAGCAGCAUACGCUGUUUCAGUAGCACGAUUUAAAUCUGGUAAUGCCAUAUCAGAAGUUGUUGUUAGAAUUGUAUGAAUUUGUGUUGCAUCUUUUAUUCGUCUUUCCAAGAAAUUCCAAGUUUUCUGAUGAUCUUCACUAUUAUCUUGUAACAUAUACAAUUCAGUGGUUUUAUAAAUACCUGCUAAUACUAUCCUUCUAGUGUACCAGUUUAUGUCAACUGAUUUGUCGCCAGCAUAAUAGCAAAUAUCGUCCACUAAAGUAAGUAAAUUAGCUAAUGACAAUGGUACAUUAGGUGGUAAAGCCAUAAGGGCUAAAGCUUGUGGCCAUGUUUUUUUAUAUGGGAUCACCAUUCUCAAUCUUGUCUCAACAGCAUCGCGUACUUGUAAUUCUAAUGUUUUUUUCUUUUUAGUAGGACUCUGUUCAACAGCAAGAGCUUGUUCCUCAAGUAUUUUAUUCAAUUCUUUGUUGCACGUUAAGUAGAAGUAAUGAACCAAAUCUGCUCCUCGAUUAGGGAAUAAUCCAUGAAUUAUCCCAGGGUAUCCAAUAGAUUCAGCACCAGCACUGAUGGCUUGCUGGCUCCAUCCAAGAUCAUGAACAUAUUUUAAAGAUGCAGCAAGAAUUUUCAUUUUGAUGUUCUUCUCAUAUUCCUCAUCGUUUUCUUUACCAUCGUGUUCUUGACUUGAUUGCUGUUGAUCAUUUUCGAGUUGAUUUGUGAGUAAAACUCUACAAGUCCAUAAACGUCUAAAACCUAUUAUUGAAAGACCUUUUCGCAUUAAUAAAAUACUAGACAUAGCCAUAUCAACAACUUUAAAUAAACUACUUGCUGCACAUUUAUACACACACAACAAAACUGUGAUUAAUAUUGUUCUAUUCGAAACAUUUAUGAGAAUUGCAUAUCCGCCUUCAUAUGCUACGAAUGUAGU
Molecule: messenger RNA, 12298 nt
Organism: Heterotrigona itama
Lineage: Eukaryota; Metazoa; Arthropoda; Insecta; Hymenoptera; Apidae
Source: the annotation of a GenBank genome assembly